Salmo salar (Atlantic salmon) is the source of this 927-nucleotide messenger RNA. Its product is annotated as thiol S-methyltransferase TMT1A. The record is from RefSeq and is a predicted model, not a curated record. Lineage: Eukaryota; Metazoa; Chordata; Actinopteri; Salmoniformes; Salmonidae. Gene Ontology annotation, molecular function: S-adenosylmethionine-dependent methyltransferase activity.
GUCAUAAAAAAUACACAGAAGAAGACGAAGAACUUGAAUCCCGAAACAUUAUUUCGACUGUAUCAACUUCUGCAGUUUAACAAACGCAAAAUGACUUUGUUUAUGAAUUUCUUUACGUUUAUUUUGAAGGUAGUAACGUUGCCACUACAAUUAAUGGAAGUGGUUGGCAUAUAUGGCAUCUACAAGCGUUUCUUUCCAUUUCUAAUUUACAAGAUAUCUUUCACCUACAACAAGAAAAUGAACGACAAAAAGAAGGAUCUUUUCAGCAAUCUCUCAGAGUUCACCAAAGGCAAUGGCCCGCUUCGCAUUUUGGAGAUUGGUUGCGGAAGCGGGGCUAACUUUGAGUUCUACCCGUCUGGUUGCAAGGUGGUUUGCACCGACCCCAAUCCUCACUUCGAGAAGUAUCUACAAAAAAGUCUGGCUGUCAAUGAUCACCUAACAUUUGAAAGAUUUGUGGUCGCUUCCGGAGAGGACAUGAGGGCAGUGAAAGAUGACUCGGUGGACGUUGUCGUGUGCACGCUGGUUCUGUGUUCUGUCAACGACGUACCGCGAACAUUGCAGGAGGCCCAUCGCAUAUUGAGGCCUGGGGGUGCUCUGUACUUUUUGGAGCAUGUAGUGGCAGACCCAUCCUCUUGGACAUACUUCUUCCAGCACGUCCUCCAGCCGAUAUGGUACUACUUUGGGGAUGGAUGUGAAGUAGUCAGGGCGACAUGGAAACAUCUGGAGACUGCUGGGUUCUCUGAGCUCAAACUGAGGCACAUCGAGGCACCACUCAACUUCAUGAUCAAACCACAUAUUAUUGGCUAUGCUGUCAAGUAAAGUUUGACUAAAAAAAUCUAAAAAACACUUGCACAUCUGAAUUAUCUCGUUGCAAGUGUGUGGGAAUAAUGUGAUGACAGUUAAAAUAAAAAAUAAACCUGCACAGUG